AUGGACCCAUUCGCUCGACUAAUGGAGGGUGCCCCCCUUCCCGGGGUAUUACCCACGCGAGAUGCGAGGCCCCGGGGCGCGCUGGUACAUGCCAGCCUGGCCGCUACUCCACACCUUGGGGACAAGAAGGGAAGACACCUCACUGGCACCUUCUGUCUCACCGGUGAUACCAUGGAAGGGAUCAUACAGUGUUUGGUCUUCUUAAAAGCGUUUUCGGUUUACAGUUUUCUCUUCGGGGAUUAA
Messenger RNA from Pieris macdunnoughi, 243 nucleotides. The record is from the annotation of a GenBank genome assembly. NCBI's taxonomy places the organism in Eukaryota, Metazoa, Arthropoda, Insecta, Lepidoptera, Pieridae.